Nematostella vectensis (starlet sea anemone) is the source of this 2284-nucleotide messenger RNA. Its product is annotated as survival of motor neuron-related-splicing factor 30. Lineage: Eukaryota; Metazoa; Cnidaria; Anthozoa; Actiniaria; Edwardsiidae. Gene Ontology annotation, molecular function: RNA binding. The coding region runs from base 47 to 781 and encodes 244 amino acids. Gene Ontology annotation, biological process: mRNA processing; regulation of alternative mRNA splicing, via spliceosome. Gene Ontology annotation, cellular component: cytoplasm; nucleus; precatalytic spliceosome. The record is from RefSeq and is a predicted model, not a curated record. The transcript has 10 exons.
GAACCUCGCAUCCGCCUCGUUCUGGUGAAACAGGAAGCUUUUCAAUAUGGCGGAUCCGAAAGAACUCCAGACAAAUCUUACUCAAUAUCGCGCUCAACUCAGUCAGGUUGAUGCUGCUCUUACAACAGAUCCUGAUAACGAGGAGUUGUUGAAGUUAAAACAGGAUUUAGAGGAAGUUAUUAAUUUGACUUUGGAUCUGUUGAAAGUUAAUGUGAAAGUUCCCGAGGCAGAGCUACCCAACGCUAAGUGGAAGGUUGGACACAGAUGCCAAGCUGUUUGGACACAGGAUGGCAACUACUACCCUGCCACUAUUGACCUCAUAUCAGAUGACCUUUCAACAUGCACUGUCACCUUUGAUUACGGAAACACAGAAAUUGUUAAGCUAGAUUCAUUAAAAGAUAUAUCUGCAGCUUCCGCCGGUGACAAGAGACCCAGUGAUAAUCAAGAAUCCAGUUCAAGUAAAAAAAUAUCCAGGAAAGAAAAGGAUCAACUAAGAGAACAGAAACGGAAGAAAAUGGCCAAGAAACAACUGAGAAUGAAGGAACUAGAGGAACAAAGAGAGGGGGAAAAGAACAGAUGGCUAGACUUCUUCAACAACUCCAAGGGAAGUAGUUCAAGCUCAACCAAGUCCAAACUGCCAAAGAAUUUAAAAGGGGUUACAAAGAAAAGCAUUUUCGCGUCACCGGAAACACUCAACGGAAGGGUGGGUGUUGGAACGUGCGGGAUUGGUGACAAGCCGAUGACAUCGUUCAAGCAAGACAAAGUGGUCUACAAGAAAUAGCAUGAGCUAAGCAUGGGGGGGGGGGAGAGGGGGAAGGGAGACUUGUAUAGCUAUGUGGAGAGUUGUAUAGCUAUGGGGAGACUUGUAUAGCUAUGAAGAGAGUUGUAUAGCUAUGGAGAGAGUUGUAUAGCUAUGGAGAGAGUUGUAUAGCUAUGGGGAGACUUGUAUAGCUAUGGGGAGACUUGUAUAGCUAUGGGGAGACUUGUAUAGCUAUGGGGAGACUUGUAUAGCUAUAGGGAAACUUGUAUAGCUAUGGAGAGAGUUGUAUAGCUAUGGAGAGAGUUGUAUAGCUAUGAAGAGAGUUGUAUAGCUAUGGUUAGAGUUGUAUAGCUAUGGAGAUAGUUGUAUAGCUAUGGGGAGAGUUGUAUAGCUAUGGAGAGAGUUGUAUAGCUAUGGAGAGAGUUGUAUAGCUAUGGAGAGAGUUGUAUAGCUAUGGAGAGAGUUGUAUAGCUAUGGAGAGAGUUGUAUAGCUAUGAAGAGAGUUGUAUAGCUAUGGUUAGAGUUGUAUAGCUAUGGAGAGAGUUGUAUAGCUAUGGGGAGACUUGUAUAGCUAUGGAGAGAGUUGUAUAGCUAUGGAGAGAGUUGUAUAGCUAUGGAGAGACUUGUAUAGCUAUGACUAACUAGAUAUGUACAUAUAUGCAGCUGUAUGCAGAUGCAUGUUUCUGCCCAAAGAGGGAUAUAGCUUGGGCAGAUGACGGGAUUUCUAAAACAGGGCAUAUACAUAGAGCAUGCCCUUAGAAUACACUAAUUUUAUCCCUUAAACCACCUUACUAGAGUUAUCAAACUCAAGAGAAAAGCAGAGCAUAGGAGUAUGUUUUGGAUCCCACUUGGACUUUUGGGUAUACAGACGAAGCAGUCAUAAAACAGCAGGGGGCCUCUAAAACCAAUAUCAUAUGCAUACCAGUUAGUUUCCCUGGCGUUUACAAUAUAACAGUGCAAAAAACUAUCGAAUUUUUCAUGAUUGUACUGGUAUUUUUGUAAUGUCUGUUUGGAACUGAAGCUCAAGGGCCACUCAUGUUCCAUGCCUGAGGAAUCUGAAAAUGCAUAAUAGACUCACACAGACUACUCCACCAUACACUACUACACUACUUCCAUACACCACCAGUUAAACACACGAAAUGAUGUUGACAAAUGCAAUAACAUCCUAACUGUUUUACUAUGUCGCUUUUAAAUGUCUUCAACGGAAGGGGUUGUAUUUGGCUCUUCAUAUCCUCCUCCUUACACAUUAUUUCACUGGUCCGUUCUCGGGAUAAUGGGCCUGUGGUUUUGAAUGCUUUUGCUCGCGUAAGUUAAUUUGCAAUUAUCUUGUUACUUUUUGCUCGUUUUACAUAAUGUUUGAAGCUUAUCUUAUUUUAAAAAGUGCUCGAAAUGGGAGAGCCCCCCCCCCCCCCCCCCCACACACACACACACACACUCUUUGGAAUCCCAUAAAGAAAUCGGCCCCCUAUAUAAGUAGCGUCAGUCUAAAAUGUCAUGCUUUUUGUAAAUAAAGUUUUAGCUGUC